Messenger RNA from Trifolium pratense (red clover), 1035 nucleotides. RefSeq lists its product as uncharacterized. The coding region runs from base 139 to 714 and encodes 191 amino acids. Lineage: Eukaryota; Viridiplantae; Streptophyta; Magnoliopsida; Fabales; Fabaceae. The record is from RefSeq and is a predicted model, not a curated record. The transcript has a single exon.
CAAAGUUUCCUUCAUUAGAACCAUUUCCUCCAAUAUAGGAAUAACUCUUCCUUAAGACAUUCUUUAAACCCUUCUCAAUCAAACUCUUUCUCUCAUAUAUCCACUUUUCAACCUUUCAUUAAUUUUGUACCUAUCAACAUGUCUCGGAUGAGGCUAUCAAAGAAACUUAAACCAACCAAGAAAGCAUGGAAAAAUUUCUCAAACAAUUUCCAAUCAAAAUUCAACAAACUCAACAUUCAAAAAUCAUUCAGAAACACCCUUCAAUACUUUCUUUCACUCAUUCAUUCAAUCACUCAUCUCAUAACCACAAAAAAUACUCAUCAUAGCUCUCUCAUUUCUUCUAAAUCAUUACCUUCAACUUUUUACCAUUCUCAACAUAAAAACUUUGAAGCUAUACAUAUAAAUGAUCUCUAUAAUUCUCAAGCUCAUUCUAUUUCCAUGAAUUCCACCAUCAAGAGACAUCGUAGGAGUAGUAGUAAUAUUCAACAUGCAAUAGGUGAAACAAGUAGAGAAGUUGAAAAGGUGCAUGAAGAAAACAGUAGCAAUGAUAUAGAUACUAUAGAGGAUGCAUGGAAAGCUGUUGUUGCUAAGUCUCCAAUGAUGCAAGUAGAUCAAAAGGCUGAAGAAUUCAUAUCGAAAUUUCGUCAAGAUAUGAGGCUUCAAAAAGAGAAAUCAUUGCUUGAAUUUCAUGAGAGGCUAGCAAGAAGUACUUGAAUAUUUGAUCAUAUAUAUCAUUCAUUUUUUUUUUAAUUUCACAUGUAGUAUAUGAAUUAGUUUGAUACACAUCAUAUGGUUUGGUUUUUUUUUUUUUUUUUUUACUUUCAUUGAGUUUUUAUUGAGAAGCAAAGGAAUUUUUACUUUGUUUUGAAAAUCAAAAGCAAACAAGUAAUUAGGUUAAUAGUUUUGGAGUGAUGUGUGAAGAAGUUCUGAAGAUGUAUAAACAAACUUGUGAGGAUUAUUUUUUCCUUCUUAUUUUCAUUAUUUGUAUUCUUUCUUCUAAUUGUUCAAAGUGAAAAGCUAAUGGAAUAUUGUGCA